UCUCGCCUUGCAGGUGUGGGUAUGGCCAUGAGAAAAAUGGGAAGCAUGGCCAAACCCGAUGUUUACAUUAUUAAGGAUGGGGACACAAUCACCGUAAAAACAGAAAGCACCUUCAAAACUUCACAGUUCAGCUUCAAGCUUGGUGAGAAAUUUGAGGAAAAUACAUUAGAUGGCAGGAAAACUCAGACCCUUGUCAACUUAAAAGAUGAUGGGUCAUUGAUUCAGGAGCAGGAACGGGAUGGCAAGAAGACCAUAAUAACACGGAAACUAGUGGACGGACAGUUGGUGGUGGAAUGUGACAUGAAUGGUGUCAAGUGUGUUAGAGUCUACCAGAAAGCAUGAGGACAUCUUCAUGUUCAGUAAGGACCUGCUACAAACAACUCAGUUCAGUGGACAGAGCUCCUUCACACUCCGUAUUUUCCUUUUCCCUGUUUUCUAGUAUUUCAAUGGACUGAGUAGCUGAGUGCAAUCCUUUUUAAAAGCCGUGAUGUAACUAUUAUAUAACUAUUCUGAACUUAUGAGGCUGUUAAAUAAAAUUGUGAAAUAUAUGAAGUGGAAAUGGUGUUACUGCAGUGGAAUUUUAAAGUGAGGUUUUAUAAAAACUCAGUUUGGUUUUAGGCUCUACUACCAACUGCCUUCAGUUCAAAAUAAUGCAAUACAUGGUAACGAAGAGUUAAUAGCAAGCUGAAUUUUGUCCAGCAUCCUUAAUUGCUAAGGUAGUAAAAUCUGAAACAGAAAAAAACAUUCAGAGUUCAGGCUCCAGAGCUGUUUCCAACUUGCGUGUUACAAAGUUAAGGGGAUGGGGUGGGUAUACGUAAGAGAGAAGCUUUGUUGGUGUUUAAGUAGAGGAAUGUACUUUGAAGGGCUGGUUUGGGGGUUUUUUCAUGUUUCAAACCCACACAUUUCUUAUCUGAAAAAAUAUAUACUGGUGAGCCAAUGGACAUGAUAAACUUAAGCAAACUCAUACACGCUUUACUGAAAGGAAGCCUUAUUUUGAGAAGACUCUUUGUUUUCCUAGCAAAAUUCUUAUUUCCUGCCUAGUAACAUUCUAAAAAUUCUUAACCAAAAUCUACUGAAAUACUGCCUAAAACGUAAAGCCUCAUUUUAUUUUAUUUUUUUUAAACUGGCUUGAAACACGUAGCAAUGGAGUUUAUAUGCUUUA
Molecule: messenger RNA, 1162 nt
Organism: Egretta garzetta (little egret)
Lineage: Eukaryota; Metazoa; Chordata; Aves; Pelecaniformes; Ardeidae
Product: fatty acid-binding protein 5
Exons: 3
Coding region: 22-342 (106 amino acids)
Biological process (GO): fatty acid transport
Cellular component (GO): cytosol; nucleus
Molecular function (GO): fatty acid binding
Source: RefSeq, a predicted model, not a curated record